Molecule: messenger RNA, 1582 nt
Organism: Neltuma alba
Lineage: Eukaryota; Viridiplantae; Streptophyta; Magnoliopsida; Fabales; Fabaceae
Product: non-structural maintenance of chromosomes element 1 homolog
Exons: 7
Coding region: 240-1295 (351 amino acids)
Biological process (GO): double-strand break repair via homologous recombination
Cellular component (GO): Smc5-Smc6 complex; nucleus
Molecular function (GO): ubiquitin-protein transferase activity
Source: RefSeq, a predicted model, not a curated record
UCCCGCCAUCAAAAUCUCAGAAGCCUCCUUCGAUGGUGAAAGCCUAAUAGUGUUUUGUUGGAGCAUUUCUUCGCAACUCCCCCCAUUACUUUGCUCACCUUCGCCGUCUCCAGUUUGCUCUUCAGUGCUGUUUUGCUUACCUUCAGAGUUUGUACUAGGGAAUUUGAAGUAAAUGAGUCAUCAGUCAUGUCUCUAAAACCCUGAUCUCAUCUCGAGUUUUCUUAUAUCCUUGGAGAAACAUGACGGAGUUAAGCUGGAAGCAUCAUGCCAUAAUUCAAGCUCUAUUGUCACGCGGGCCACUGAAGGAAAAGGACUUUUACUCUCUGUUCAAUGGCCUCACAGGGAAAAACCCAGGCACUGAUCAACAUAAACUCCAAGAGUAUCUUCUGAAGAUAAACAAAGCACUUUCUUUUGUUCAUUUAGAGCUGCGCCGCUGCAUGAAUCAAUAUGAUGCUCAAGUUUAUUACGGAGUGGUCAAUACUGUUUCAGAUGAACAAUCCAAGUUGGGGACAAAGUACACAGUUCCACAAAUUGCUUUUUAUAAGGCCAUUAUUGAAGCAAUAGUACAAGAUGGUACAGCUCAAGGUGUUGUCUCCAACAUUGAUGCUCUGAAUUUUAAACUGGAUAAUCAGGUUACGGUUGCAUCACAAUCUCAAGGAGGCCAGCAUGAAGUCCCACCUGCGUUGAAAUAUUUCUCAAUUUCUCAGAAGGCAAAAACUCUUGAUGAACUUGUGCAGGACCAGUGGCUCAAUUUGACAGCAGAUGGUAAUAUCACACUGGGUGUGAAGUCAUUUCUUGAUCUCCGGAGUUGGUUUCGAAAUAAUGAUGUUCCAUCAUGUCAUGUUUGCAAUGAAGCCGGAGUGAAGGCAGAAUUAUGUCAAAAUGAAGCUUGCACAGUUCGAAUUCAUCACUACUGUCUGAAGCAACUUUUCAAUCGGAGACAGGCAAAGAAAGUUUGCCCAAGCUGUGGCAACCACUGGCAAUAUACACUACCCAAGGAAGAAGCUAUCCAGAUUGAAGAUGACACCGUACCUGGAGCCAGCCAACCGUCGACUCGUUCUAGAGGUAAAAAACGUGGAAACGAUAGAACUCUUGAGGAAGACGCUGUUGGAUGCAGUAAUGGGGAUGAGCAAAAUGAAGGAACAGGAAGCCAGCAUGGUGCAGGAGUUGCACAAAAGAGGCGUAAAACCGCUAGAACCAACGAUGCAGAUGUAAAUGGAUCUGGUGUGUCUCAAUCUUCAUCAUCUACUUCUGACUUCAGAAGAGUAACUCGAAGGUCUGCUCGUCUAAUGUAAAUACUGGCACACUUUUGAGCUGUAUAUUUUUGCUGCUGACGACUGCAUAUUCUGAUUUUUCAACUUUGCUGUGUCACGGAGAUGUUCCCUUGAUUAAUUUGCCGUGAUUGUCUGAAAAUCGAGAAUAUGCUGAUUACAUGAUAGAUUGGCCAGACCGGUCUGAAAAUUCCUACUUUCUAGCUAUCAGAUCCAAAAUCUUUGUUGCUUUUACUUUGAUAUUAACUGAAUAUUUUGCUUGACUCAUUUUGAGGUGCUAGAAACCAGCAUGUUCAUCGGUCUGAUGAAAA